Molecule: messenger RNA, 4944 nt
Organism: Electrophorus electricus (electric eel)
Lineage: Eukaryota; Metazoa; Chordata; Actinopteri; Gymnotiformes; Gymnotidae
Source: RefSeq, a predicted model, not a curated record
ACAAUCUUUACCUCAAUCUAAUGUUCACACCUAUUUAUGGAGUAAAUUUGUGGAUUUGCUAUGCUGACUGUUAAUGUUUGCGGCAGGCUAAUGUUCAAAGGAGGAAGCAAUAAUAUUAACAUAUCCAUUGUGAAGUCAGGAGGUCUCUUUGUCUGCCCUCAUUUGGUCUGAGAAGAUGGCAAGGCUUCUAAUUUUCCAUAUCAUCUUUCAUGACAUCCUGUUUAGUGGUACCUGGACCUGGAUAGUCAGAAUGCCCAGUAGUAUUCAGGGCUUGUCAGGUUCCUGCCUGGUGAUACCAUGCUCAUUUGAUUACUCAAAUUCAAUUCCACACCCUGAUCAUAUAGUGUGGUAUGAAUAUGAUAAAUUCUAUUAUCCUGUAGUGUAUGAUGCUUGGAAAAUUUCAUCAGUAAUGAAUGAGUUCCGAGGAAAAACAUUUUUAUAUAAGAAGUUGGAUUACUGCAUAGGAGAGGACUGCGUAAGGGACUGCAGUCUCUUGAUUACGAAUCUCAAACUAAUCCACAAUGGAAGAAGAAUAUACGCUUGGAUUGACCCAGAUAAUAUUGGGAAACAUACUUACAGAUUCUUUGAUGUCACGUCUAGAAUAUUUGUCAAAACAUCAGCAGAGAAGCCCAUUAUUCAGAUUUUGGGAGGUAACCAAAUUGGGGACCUCAUCAGUGUUCAGUGUUCCACAUACCAUUCCUGUCCUUACCAGUCUCCCACUCUGAGCCUGAGUGGGUUGGAAAACAAAAAAGGUUUAAAUGAUCACAUGGAGACAAUUUACCGUAAUGAUGGCAAAUGGGAAACCAUACUAACGCGUAAAGGAGUUGUUCAGUCUGUAAGCCAGACAGUUCGCUGCAAUGUCAGACACCAGGGUGGCCUUUCUGAAUCAGCUACCAAAACACAUAAAGCAUCAUGUGCCAUUUACCAACCUCAAAUUACUCCUGAUGCAAACACAGAGUUUCUUGAGGGUGUGGAAACAGAGAUCCUUUGCUCAGUAAUGUACAUUUGCCCAGAAAACCGGCCUUACAUCACAUGGAAAGGUGUAGAGAUCCCAGCCAGCAUGUUCUUUGUUAAAGAUGAGACUAGAUCCAUAUUAAAAUUUAUGGCUAAGGCAAGUGACCAAGGAAAGGUCAUUACCUGCCAAGCAGAAUUUAAAGGAAAUGUUCAAAGUGCCAGUAUUACUUUAAGAAUAAAACGCUCAAUGUUUUCCCGAGACUGGACUUUCUCAAUGCCUAAAGCUAUCACAGGGCUCCCAGGUUCCUGUGUGGUCAUACCUUGCAGUUUUGACUUCAAAACAUCCCAACCCAAGAAUGUCAAAGUGAAGUGGUACAAAUUUUCCAGUACGGAGUACCCCUUAGUGUAUGGUGAAUCAACACAGAAUAUCAUUGGCAGUUUUAGAGAUAAGACAAGUUUGUUUGGAGCUCCAAAUGAGGGAAACUGCAGCCUGAAGAUCCAGCCUCUUGAAAAGCAACAUAAUCAGGAGCGACUAUAUCCCUGGAUGGACCCAAACUCUAUUGAAACAUACCACAGAGAGAAGUAUGAAGAUGUAACCAUUACCCUUGCAGUGUCAGAUGUUAUUGAGAAACCACAGGUAGACAUUAUUGGCAUACCCAAGGUUGGAGAGCAGAUCACUUUGUCCUGCAGUGUGUCACACACCUGUCCUCCUACUCCACCAACAUUAAAACUCAAUAUCUCCCGUGGGACUGAAAGUCUCAUGCACAUACCCUUAAGUGAAGGCAAAUGGAAGACAGUGAAAGAGGCUACAUGGGAUGUCCAGGAGGAUGAUAAUUCUGUUUCUUGCACUGUUAGUUACCCAAGUGGACAGACCUCUAAGGCUGAAGUCAGUCUUAACCCUUUAUGUGAUUUUGAUAGUCCAAAAAUAAGUCCAAGAGAAGAUGAGACCAUGGAGGGAAUUGAGAAGAUUUUUAAUUGUUCUGUGCAACACACAUGCGAAAAACAGAAGCCAAUUAUCACCUGGAACUACCAACAUAUGGAAUAUUCUGCUGAAACACAACAGAUUUCCUCCAAAACUUGGAAAACUGUUUCUGUAUUAAAAUUCAAAGCAUCAAGAGAUGACCAUGGAAAGAAACUGAUAUGCACAGCUCAAUCUGUAGAUGGACAGAAGGUGGAUUCUGUUGAUUUAAAAGUGAAAAGAGGAAGGAGUUCGGUGGACUGGACUUAUUCCAUGCCAAUCAAGAUCAAAGGUCUCCGGGGUUCUUGCAUGGUCAUCCCCUGCACAUUUGACUUCAAAACCACACAGCCAGGUAACAUCAUAGUGAAAUGGUACCUGGACUCCAGUAGAGGCUAUCCUUUAGUGUAUGCACAAAAUGGUGAGAAUAUUGUUGGCAAGUACCAUGGGAAAACAAAACUGUAUGGAUUGCCGAGUGAAAGAAACUGCAGUCUGGAGAUCAACACACUUGAGCUGGAUCAUAACGGGGAUAGGCUAUAUCCAUGGAUGGAUCCAAAACCAGUUGAGGCAUUCCACAAGGAGAACUAUGACAGUUCUGUGGAAAUUCAAGUAACAGCACAAGCAGAUAAACCGAAAUUGAGCAUCACCGGCAUACCCAGGGUGGGAGAGCAAAUUACGGUGUCCUGCAGUGUAUACCAUACCUGUCCAUCCAGUCCCCCAAAUCUGUUGCUGGGAGAAGUGCCACUAAAUAUCAGAACUGUGCACACUCCAAUGCAGAAUGGCUUGUGGGAAUUCAUCAGGCAUUACACGUUUAGCAUAAGAGAAGAUGAUCACCAUGUUACAUGCAAAGCCACAUUCCAAGGCGGGCAGAUAUCAGAAGCUCAAAUCAGUCUCAAUGCUCAAUGUAUCCAUAAAGAUAUAAUCAUUGAUCCAGAGGAGGCUGAUGUCAUAGAAGGUUUUGGAAAGAACUUCACCUGCACCGUUUUCCAUUCUUGCAAGAAAGAACCUCCAACGAUUUCCUGGAACUAUAAAGACAUGCCAGAGACUUCAGGGAUCAAAAAAUAUGGGCUUAGCUGGACCACAUAUUCUAAUAUAUUAUUUUUAGCCUCAAUGGAGGAUCAUGGCAAGAAACUCAUCUGCACUGCAAAGUUUCCUGAUGUACAGAUCACAGCUUCUGUUGUUUUACAGGUUUUAAAGUAUGAGCCCAAAGAUGUGGAUCCAUUUGAGAAUGACACUGUCCACGUUUUGGAGGCAAACGUGUUUCCCAGAAUCAGUGCUUUGACGCGCUCUUGUGUAGUGAUUCCAUGUAGUUUUAAGACGGGUGACGAGCCUCUUACCCGCCUCCGUAGCCUGUGGAUCACCAGGAAGGGGGAGUAUGUUUUCCACACUGGACAGAGCAAUGUUCUGGACAAUUUUAAGGGUCGCACACAGCUCCUCGGGAAUCCAGACGAGCAAAACUGCACCUUGGAGAUAGACAAUGUCCAACCGCAUGAUAAUGGGCCCUUCUGCUUUCGUGCCGAGAGAGGAAAUGACAAGUACAGGUUUAAUCACAGCUGUGUAUUUAUCUCCAUGAAAGCGUCUCCUAACAAGCCUGUGAUAUCGGAUCUCCCUGAGGAGAUGGAACCAGGCAAACGAUUCAAAAUACAGUGUUCCAUAACCCAUACAUGCUCCUCGCACCCCCCGACAAUCACAUGGAAUGUUCCCGCUGCCAGGGAAGUGAUGAGCCACACGGACAUAGGUGCAGGUCAAUGGGAGACAACCUCCACCAUUACUUUCAUACCGACAGGUUAUGAAAAGGAAGAAAACCUCAUUUGCAGUGCCUUAUUUUGGAGAGGAAAGAAACAAGAAAGUGUUACCUACCUGAGUGUGAAGAGAUAUGAGGGGCUUGGAAUGGACACCAUAGGACCUUAUAUCAUUGUACCUCUGUUGCUUCUUUGCAUCAUCGCUGGAAUUCUGUUCAUUAUUUAUAAGAGAAGGAGAAGAAAACAGACAUCUUCCACAACUGAAAAGAGGGCAUCAUUGUGGAACCAAUUUUCGAGGAGAUUUGAUGGAGGUGCAAGAUGGAUAAACUCUGUCAGUAAACCCAGUAGGCCACCAAAACCUGAAAAAAGGCGCAGUUUAUGGAACAGAUUUUCAAGGAAAGAUCCUCUCAACAGUUCAGAUGUAAGAAUGGAGUGCAUGUUAAACAAUACAAGUACAGGGGAUAGAAGCUCAGGAUUCUCCAAACCUCGCUUUCCAUCACCAAAAAGUUUACCAAAAUCUUACUGCAAAGGUGGACAUUCAGCGCAUCAUUAUGAUAAUGAUGAUUACACAAACACUGCUGAUCUCAAUAUUUAUGGAAAUAUCUGAUGAAGGAUUGAAAAGUCUAUGAAGGACAAAGAAGUGCAUACUUACGUUUUUGUCAUCAGAAAGGAUCCAAAAAUUUCAUUUCUGGCCUAAUGUAAACACAACUACCACCCCCUAAAAGAUCUGACUUCUGUUUGAUUGCUGACAGCUGAUUAUAUUUGUAAUGAUUAAUGUAUUGAUGAAUACAGUCAAUUUCAGUGCACUGAUAUUUGACAUAUCUCUAGGAAUUUAUAUGAAUGCAGCACAUGGUUUUGUACUGAACAGAGUUUUAAAAUUAUUUUAAAGCUCCACUCAGAUCUGUCAGAUGAUUUUUAAGUAUGUCCACACCGGAAAAAUGUGAACAUCGGUAAUGUCAAAAUAAUGUCCACACUCAAAUGGACAGUUCAGUGUAUUGUUUACCAGAGACUAAUCAACUCUGGCCAUUGAAUUAACUUUAGUGCUUCAUGAGCUGUAUAAGACCUAUUAGUAUGUAUCUAAUUUACUUUAUUUGGACAGCUUAAUUUUUAAUAUAAUGGUGUUAUUAACUCUGUUUAUAAAUUACUAUCUGCAUUUUUUUUACUACUUUCAUAGGUUACUCACCACUGUGUAAACAUUUAGGACUAAUUAUUUUCUGAACUCCUUUUUUUCUUUUUGCUUAUAAUACAACAGUAUGCUUUGACUCAUUUGACUUGUAAUUUCUUAUAUUGUUA